This is a messenger RNA of Acanthoscelides obtectus, 453 nucleotides long. The record is from the annotation of a GenBank genome assembly. Lineage: Eukaryota; Metazoa; Arthropoda; Insecta; Coleoptera; Chrysomelidae.
AUGGUGAUUGUUCGUGUUUGUGACGAAGACAGUUUCGAAGAACUCGAGGGCAUUCCAGCAAGGGAAUAUGAACUUUCCAGGGAAAAUACCUACGUGUCCCUCAGCAAGCGUCAGUUCUAUUGGAUGAUCAACAUGGUUGCCAACUAUUUGGUGUACACGAGGGGCAUCCAAAGGUCUGCAGAUAUGUAUGGUGGCAUCCAAGACCCUGAGGAAACCUUUGAAGAUGAACAACUUGAGCCAGGUGAGAGACCAAGAGGGUGUUGUGCCAGAUUUUGCAUCAGCAUCGACGAAUUUGGAGUAGAAGAUGAUGGGCCGACUACCUGUGGCAUGAAUAAGAAGCAAUUGUGUGAUGCGGGUAUAUUUGUGGUGCUGUAUGUUCUUUUAGUCUUUAUUUUCUUUAUUGUUAUUUACUUCUCUUACAAGGAGGAAAAGAAGUGUCUUGUUAAACAAUAA